AGGUUGUUCGUGGUGUGGUGAAAGUUGUUGUAGAGAAGGAAGGACUGACUAGAGAAACUAGCAGAGAGCACAUUAGCUGCUGUUCCGCCUUCUUCUCCUCAGUUGUGUGUGUAGCAGCAGCUGCAGUUAGCAGGUUCACUCCGUUUAUUGUCGUACAUCUGCAGCACCGACAGUAAGAAAUCGAUUGGAGUUGUCUUGUUUUUGAAAACAGAUUUCUCUGAUGUGAAACGAGACCAAGGCUGCAAGGCGUAAAGCAUUCCAGGUCCUUCCAGACAGUGCAGUUGCUGCAGAGACAAAGCAAAGAGGAAUCAUCAUGGCCACCGACCAUGAGCCCACGUUCACUGUGAAGCUGCUGCAGUUGCUGCUGCUCUCCACUUACUGGGGAAUGCAAAUUUGGGUCACCUUUGUUUCAAGCUUUGUGAUGGACAGCUACCUGAGCAGACACACGUAUGGAUUUAUUCAGAGUCGUCUCGUGCCGUACUACCUCCACCUGGGUUCAGCUUGUGCCUUCUUCAACCUCACCAUCUACGCUGUGUAUCAUCCCAGCGACCUGCUCAAUGAAAGAGAAGCCUUUCAGAUCUUCAUCUUCUUUGUGUCGGUGAUGGUUGCGGCUGUCAACGCACAGUGGUUUGGCCAAAUGACGUCCGACAUCAUGGCAGACAUGCACCUCAUUGAGCAGGCGUGCGGACUGGGCCAGGACAUCGGCCUGUCGUCUAACCGCGAGGCGUACGCCAAGCUGUGCGACACGGACGCCAAAUACAGGCACCUCAGCAGUCGCCUGUGGCUCUACCAGCUACUGUGCUCCCUCUGUAACCUCUGCUGCGUCGGCUGCAACUUCUACAGUCUCUGUUACAUGGCUGAGAACCUCAUCACACUGUAACACUGACGCACUGCGUGGACACUGGUCCACUACUGGACUGAAAACUUUGUGGGAAAAAAAAAAGUCAGUCCCCUACCUUUUUUUUGUAUACGAGCAGUAAGUUAUAUAUUUAAUACACAAUGUCUUUAUUUCAGUAAAAAAAAGUCUAGUGGAAAGUAAUGGCAGGUUAUCGGCUCGUGUGUAGAUAUUUUUCACGUCAGUUAAGCUGAAUUUCUCUCAGGAGACAAAAUCUUUUUCUUUAAAAAAAAAUUACCCCAAAACAAAUGCUUUCACAAUCGUUAAUUUUAAAUAUUUAAAACAUCGGAGGAACAAUAUUGGCACAAAAAUGGCCCAGAUCACCACACUGUUUCAAACAUUUGAAGCGACAUCUUUAUUCGUAAGGAGGCACAGUCCUGCUCUCCCUGUUUGGGUGGAGUGUUAAUACCUUGUUCACAGUGUGGUGUCACUGGUUUAUCAGGAUUACCUCAUGUUACUGCACUUCACUGUGAAAGUGACUGUUGAUGCUAUGAAGGAGGGUUCCAGCAUUUUUAACGUUGUACACUUAGUGUUGCUUUAUUCCAUCCACACGUACUUGCGCCGUUGAAGCUUUUCAUCACCAAUUCAUCGGUUUGGAAUGUUCUAAAUGAAUCAGAAAAUGGAGAAGAAAAAAAAGUUGUUGUCCACAAACCAAAGAUAUUCACAAAGAUAAUUCUUUUAUGUCUUUUAAUCUUAUUUUCUCAAUAGUGAAGCACGUUUGUGCCUGUGUUUUGAGAAGUGCUAUACAAAUCAAUAUUAUUAUUAUGGUAGAGGAGCAAAGACACCAGAGAAUAUUUAAGAAGCUGAAAACAGAGAACUUGGAGAUUGUUGGAGAUUAAUUUAGCCUUCAACUACAAAUGUUCAAUUUUUGAUGAAUUGUUCUUUUCUUUUCAGAAUUGUAUUAUUCUUUUGGAAACAGCAAUGCUGAGGGCUGGAUAGUUUCACAUGUGUUUGAUUCAUUUUUGAUCAGCCGUGAUAGAAAGAAUUGAGUUGUCAGUGAACUGAUAAAUGAGCAGAUAUUA
Messenger RNA from Solea solea (common sole), 1917 nucleotides. RefSeq names its product transmembrane protein 205. The coding region runs from base 314 to 880 and encodes 188 amino acids. The record is from RefSeq and is a predicted model, not a curated record. The transcript has 4 exons. NCBI's taxonomy places the organism in Eukaryota, Metazoa, Chordata, Actinopteri, Pleuronectiformes, Soleidae.